Neofelis nebulosa (Clouded leopard) is the source of this 1932-nucleotide messenger RNA. Its product is annotated as basic proline-rich protein. NCBI's taxonomy places the organism in Eukaryota, Metazoa, Chordata, Mammalia, Carnivora, Felidae. The record is from RefSeq and is a predicted model, not a curated record. Bases 1 to 1332 code for a protein of 443 amino acids. The transcript is spliced from 4 exons.
AUGGUCAUAGGAAGUUUACCAGGGGCCAGGAGCCCGUGCGCGGUGGGAGUGACAGCUGGCCCGGCCCGCACCUCCCUGCCCUCCCGACUCCGGCCGCGGCCGCCCCCACCCGCCAUCCCUGCCAGAGAACCGCGGAGGGGUGGCAGGAGAGCACCGGGCUCCCAGAGCUCCGGCCGCAGGCCUCUGGGCGCCGCGCCGGCGACGGCGAGAGCAAGGGAGGGAAAGCUCCGCGAGGGGCCCGGGCCGGGCCGAGCCGAGCCGAGCCCAGCCGGGAGGGCGGGCCGAGCCGGGCCCGCCGCCUCCGCCACCCGAGAAAAUGGAGGCAGCCCGGGGCCGGUGACGGGCCGGGGCAGGCGGAAGCCGGGCGGGCGUCCGCGCCGCGAGCAGGGCCGGGCCGGGGGUCACUCACGGGGCUGGGCCGGGCGGCUCCCUCUCCGCCUCCGCGUCGUCGCCGUCCCCGUCCUCGGCCGCCGCCGCCUCGGGCUGCUCGCUCGGUCCCCGCGGGGCGGCACGGGCGCUCGGCCCCUCCGUUGUCUUCCGCCUGCUCCUGCUCCCGGCGACGGGCUCCCGCGGCAGCGGCGGCGGCGGCUGAGCGGGCGGACGGCGGCCCAGGGGCUCCCGCGGCGGCCGCCGCACUGCUGCGCUCGCUCGCUCGGGCUGCGGCUGCGGCUGCUGCUGCGGGGCCCGGCGCCGCCUUCGCCUUCGCCUUUUAGCCGGCUUCUGGAAGCUCAGUCUCUCCCAGGCCGCGCCGCUCCCAGCUCCCGGCCCGAGCCCGGCUUUGACGUACGCACUGCGCAGCCGCCGAGGGCGCGACGUCGGGCGGUGCCGCAACGCCCCCUUCAGCCUCGGGCGCCCCCGGGCGGCCGGGCGGACUCGAGCCACCGGAGUCGGUCCCGAGGCCGAAGCAGAGGGGGACGCCGAGAAAAAACAGCAGCAGCGGAGGACGCGAGGUCUUUCCCCUGCCACUUUAAAUGUUGGUGCUCAGCCCUUCUUUGUCGGUCUCGGCUCUCUUCCCGGAGGAACCCUACGUCUGCUUUCUACGACCACUUCCUCAACUCUUCACAAAGCCUUGUUUCUGCUAAAAGCUUUAUUUUUGUUAUUCGCUAUUCUCGGUGGUGGCCAGUGAACGAAACAGUCCCUGCUCCUGAGACAACCAAUAAACAAAGAAACCAGCACAUAUAUGUCAUUGGAUGUUUCCAGUGCUAUGGAGAAGCUAAGGAGGGGAGAGAACGGAAGAUGUUGUUACAGCACUCCUGCAAGGAGAAGCUGCUUGAAGAAAGAGCGUGCUGUGGGCUUCGUGUUAUGGAAAGGCAGAGGGAACAGCAAGGAUGAAGGCCCUGAGCCCCAGGAAGACCUCCCUUUGGUGGCAGCCUGCGCCUUACCCCUGACGGUCCCACUGAAGCAACUACUGCGACUACCCCCGAGACUCUACUCAGCCCCACUGUGACUUAACCCUGUUGACAACCACCCUUUCAACAGUUCAAGAUGCUGAGGAUCCAUGUAUAUAGUCACAGUCUCCACGCAGCUUCUGCACACCCCAGCGCAUCCAGCCCAAGCAAUUCCAAAUUCUCUGCGCGCUUUCCCAGCCACCCCCAGGAUCUCGCCAGUACAUUUCCAGCCAUUACAGGAACCAGCUGAGGGAGAGCUACUGACUAAGCAGGAAGCAAGUUUCAGAUUAAAGGAGAUAAAAAUUACUUUCAAAAUAUAUAAAGUAUCAACAGUGUAACAUGUUCAUUAAAAGUGUCUAUUGUCGUGGCGUCUGGGUGGCUCAGUCGGUUAAGUAGCAGACUUUGGCUCAGGUCAUGAUCUUGCGGUUCAUGAGUUCGAACCCCGCGUCGGGCUCUGUACUGACAGCUCAGAGCCUGGAGUCUGCUUCGGAUUCUGUGUCUCCCUCUCUCUCUGCCCCUCCCCCGCUCACACUCUGUCUCUCGC